UGCGGUCUGGCGUUUAGUGCGCGCGCCGUCACGAAAUCCUUCUCGCUUUGACUGUCAACUUCUCUUCCCUCACUGACAACGUCAAAGGCUGGUCGGCUCGGUGCCUGGUCAAGUUUGAAGCAUCUUUCAUGCCGUGUGGUAGGCAAAAGCGGUGUGUGCCGGAGUAUAAACGACCAUGAAGGAUCAAAACUACACCGAAGAAGUAACCAGGAUACUUCAGGAAACUCCAUCGGCGAGAGAGGCUCUUUUGGAAAACUACACAAAUUUGUUCAAUGUGGCCGACUACUGUGAGAAAAACUAUCUCGAGGCCGGCGAUGAGUCUCAGAAGGCCCUGGAGGAGACUAAGAACUUCACCACCCAGUCUCUGGCCAGCGUGGCCUACCAGAUCAGCAACAUGGCCAGCAGCUUCCUCAAGCUGCUGGAUGCCCAAACCUCUCAGCUGGGCCAGAUCGAAUCAUCUGUCAACCUCAUCGGUCAGACGGUGGACAUGCACAGAGAGAAAGUGGCUCGCAGGGAGAUUGGUGUUUUCACGGCGUCGAAGAGGGUGCCUCGCGGCCACAAGGUCAUCCCUCCGGCAACGGGCAAAGAGCCCAAAACCAAGUACUCCCGCACGCCCAUCUCCUACGCCGCCCUAGAUUCCCUCGGACACGGCAUGAAGGACUCAGGGAACCCCGUCGCCCGAACAGCCACCAUGACACGCAAGCCUGGUGGCACACUCGGGAGAAGUAGCCGGCCCCCUGAGCCAGUGCAAUGCCCGGUGGCACCAACCAUGUCUCAAGGCUCCUCGCUCACCUCCCUCAGUGACCGCUCCACAGGUUCAAGUUUUGGCAAGGCAGUGCAGCCUCCCGUGGUCCCCAGCUGGCCCGCUCCUGAGGCUGACAUUGUCAGCAGCCUCCUGGAGGACGGGGCCCCGCCACCACCACCACCACCUCCACCCAUGGAGGAGGGAGACGCUGCCAUCCCACCGCCGCCACCCCCAGACCUCCAGGACUCCAUCCCCAUCCCGCCCCCACCUCCUCCGGCCCCCUCCACCUCCUCCUCUGCUGCAGCAGAGUCCACAGAGGGUGCUGCUGCCCCCCCACCUCCACCUCCACCACCUCCUCCUCCUCCCGCACCCAUGGCGGCCUCGCUGCCCCCUCCACCACCCGCACCUCCUCUGGAGACAGUUGCAGAGGAGAAUGGUUUCCCCCCUCCCAUCACGAUGGAGGACGCACUCCCUCCUCCAAUCAGUGACUGCUCUGACCUCCCAGCCCCUCCCCCUCUCUCGCCAUUGGACAACAUGGAAGAUCUGGAGAUCCCGGCUCCGCCACCUCCUCUUGACUUCGACGGCUUUGAUGACAUCCCACCUCUGCCUCCCCCGGUGGACUAUGACACAUCUGUCCCAGAUAAUUACCUAGAGAAAGUGGUGGCGCUAUACAGCUACGACACGGGCAACUCAGACGACCUGGCCUUCCAGGAAGGGGACGUCAUCUAUGUCACCAGCAGGAACGAGGACGGCUGGUGUCAUGGCGUGCUGAACGGCGUGCAGGGAUAUUUCCCCGGGAAUUAUGUGGAACCCGCCAACUAAUCAGCCAAGUAAUGGGGCUCUGAAGGGACAAAAGCCGGGAACACAUGAACUCGCACGCGGCGAAAAUGAGAAUAUUGAUUUUUCUUUUUUUCUUUUUUUUUUUUGCUUGCCUCAGAACAUGCACAUGUUGUGAUGCCUGGCCCAUUAAAUGCUUAGGUCAAAAGGUCACUGAGCAGAAUUGGCAAGAUAAUAAGAUUUGGUUUCCCACUAGGGGAACUCUAAUAUAUAAAGGUGAGUGCAUGUCUGUUAUGUAUGUAGGCUACGUGUGCGUGUGUUGCAUGCAUGCAGCGAGGGGUUUAGACCAAAGUUUGGCCGAGAUGUUGCCUUUAAACCCCUUGAAAGUGGAUAAAGACCUGUAAACCUGUACCUUUUAAGUUAGUGUCCAAUUAACAUAAAAAGAAAACAACUUCAUGUAUCAGCCUCUAACUUCCCAUCUGUUCGUGCAUCACCAUAGCAGGUGAAUACCGUAGGUGUUUAGACAAAACCUUUUUUUUAGCCUUUUUUUAAAGAAAGUUUACUGAACAAAGGUGGAAAUCAGAGGCUGAUAGUUAGGUGAUGCAUGCCACAGUGUCAGUGUGAAAACAAAGCGUCUAACCUGUGAAGUUGUCAUGAAGGCUCCUUGAAGCUAUAGCAGCACGCAUCUCUUUAAAGUCAGCUGCCUGAUUCUUCAUUCCUCAGCACCUACGGUAGACUUGUGGCAAACCAAGACCCUCAGAGACAUUCACUGUGAUACAACAAGGCUCAAUGCUCAUACAUGUUUGCACGUGUCCUGAGACUAAAGAGCAAACUUUAGUCAAUUAGCAAUGCACUAGUAAGAUUACAAAGGACCUGGCAGUAUUAUAUUAAUUAACAGAGAGGCGAGAAUAUCUUUAAUUCCACCUCCUGGCUGCCUUUUAUUUGAGGAGAGAGCUGGCACAGUAUUAUAUCAUUCUGUUUGUUUUUGUUUAGGCAUAUUUCAAAAUAUUUUAUGAACUGUUUCGUUUUUUUAAAGCCAGUAAAAAGAUAAAAGUUUUGUAUCUGACAAGAUUUCAAAAUGAUUAUCGCACAUUCUCACUCAUGUUUCAUGUCAAUGACAAACUAAUAUUCUUGAAUUAAUGCAAACUAAAAUAAAGUAAUAUAUAACUUGUAGAGCAAGGUGAAAUUUGUAUAUAUGGAUUUGAAACAAUGUUUUGAUGUAUUACAGGGAAGAAAAAAGUUUUACAUUUAAUUUUUGUGUGCCCUAUUUGAUGGCAGAAUUAUGUUUCUUUCUAAUUUUGAAAAAUAA
Molecule: messenger RNA, 2831 nt
Organism: Engraulis encrasicolus (European anchovy)
Lineage: Eukaryota; Metazoa; Chordata; Actinopteri; Clupeiformes; Engraulidae
Gene: abi3a
Product: ABI family, member 3a
Exons: 9
Coding region: 176-1567 (463 amino acids)
Biological process (GO): neuron migration
Cellular component (GO): lamellipodium; actin-based cell projection; SCAR complex
Molecular function (GO): SH3 domain binding; signaling adaptor activity
Source: RefSeq, a predicted model, not a curated record